Messenger RNA from Postia placenta MAD-698-R-SB12, 1257 nucleotides. RefSeq lists its product as hypothetical. NCBI's taxonomy places the organism in Eukaryota, Fungi, Basidiomycota, Agaricomycetes, Polyporales, Adustoporiaceae. The transcript is spliced from 3 exons. The coding region runs from base 92 to 910 and encodes 272 amino acids. The record is from RefSeq and is a predicted model, not a curated record.
UACGUCUUCUUGCCCUUCCCGUCGCCAGUCUUCAUCUCCUGCGUCCUCAGAUCACCCACACCGUCUAUCGAUUCCUCUGCAUUAGGAACGUAUGCGUCUCACUUCAUUCCCUCUCGUCCUGGCGGGCGCCAGCCUCCUUGCUCAGCAUGCAGCCGCUUCUCCCGUACGCGUACUUGUGGUGAGUUCGCACCAGGAAGUCUCCACGAACGGGCGCGGACCGGUUGCUGCGGUCAUCGAGAACCAUCACAAUGCUAUCCACACCUCGAACGUGACCGUCCACCAUCCUCCGCACAUGGUGUAUCCUAAUGCAGGCCGCCACUGCGGUGGUUCGCUCCGUGAGAAAGCCAUGCGUCUCUCCAACAAGCUUUUUGGGUUCCCCGAAUUGGCUCCAGUGCCCAUCGAAUAUGCGCACCCUCACGUUGAAGGACACUCCGAAGACCAUCCAGACAGAGUGUCCAUCCUGCCCUUCCUCGGCUUGCCUGCGACCAUUUCUACUGAGGACGCUCCUGUUCCGGCUACUGCCCUUCACCAGGCAGAGGCCGCUCCGCCCGAGAUGGGGACCGUUCGUAUCGUACAUAUGAACGGAGAAGAUGGACGUAUAAUGAGAUUCCGCCACCAUCGCGGACCGUUCCUACGCCGGCUCCACUUUGCGCUCAUGGCGCUCGGUCCCUGGGAGGGUCGUGCCGUCGCCUUCGUCCUUGGCUGUGGCAUCGGCGUCUUGUUGCGCAUGAUUUGGGUCCUCGGUGUCGUGCUGGUCCGCGCCGUUUCUUAUGGCCGCCAGAGUGAGGAGCAUGACAAUGUGGAGACCAUUUUCGUCAUGGCGUCAGACGCGGAGGAAAUUCUCGUGCCGCCGCCGCAGUACACCGACGAGAAGGUCGCCUACAUUGUGGACGACAAGCCUGCUCUCUAGGCUUGAUCGUGCCCCUGCAUAGUAGACGAACAUUGGGAUAGCGCGCUUGCAAAUGCAACGCACUGCCUUGCUCAUAAUACGUUUCUCCCGGCCAAUUUGAUCAUGAUAUUGAAACCUAGUCGCGGGUUUUCUUGAAGUUCCAGGCUACUCCGUCGUCGCUCCCUGUUGUACCAAAUCUCGGACUGUCUUCCUCUUCCACACCUUUGCCCUCAGCUAGUGAGGUCUUACGUAUAGUGGCUCCUUGACGAAAUCUACAUUUACAUACACACGGCGGCAAUUGUAUCUCUGCAUCGCGGUUCAGAAUACAUUUCUUUGCCUGCCUUAUUCAUUCAGAUUUUAAUCGUGUG